AUGGUGACCCCUAGUCCACGAAAGGUAGUCAUCGUCACAAGCCUUUGUUUGGUGAUUCUUGUGUUGCAGGCAUUCAUUGGACACCGCUACUACGACGCUCGUACAGCAGUCACGUCUAGUGGGUAUCCCUCUGAUACAUCGUUGAACGUCACUGCUGCCGUAAAGCCGCAUAGCCCAGAUGUCACAGCUGACAAUGAGUCUCUGCGAUACAUCCCACACAGCACCAUACAGACAUGGAGGGAGAGGGACUACCUCAUUGUGUUUGGCAUCCCAUCUGUGGAUAUUGAUGAGAGACGGAGACGCCGUUAUCUGCAGCGGACCACGUGCUGGCAGUUCUCCGGUGUUGCACGGAGGGCGAAUAACUUCACUGGGGCCAUGUUGGUGUUGUAUGUACUUGCACGGCACCCAUCACACGGCUAUAAGUAUUCUGAGUCACUACUGGAGGAGACUGAUGAGUAUCAUGAUGUGGUUACACUGCCGAUGAAUGAUGCUCUGCCAACAACGAACAAAACAAUUGGUGGUGGUGGAUUUUGGGGUACCGAGGCUGAGAUUAGCAUGAGCCGAAAAACGUACUUUUGGUUUGAGUUGGCAUUGCGAGUAUUCCCGAAUGUGAACUACAUUUCGAAGGGAGACGAUGACAUGUUCCUGCGAGUACCACAGUUCCUCGCUGAUCUGCGUACACUACCACGCCGUGGGACCUACUGGGGAAGGUUCUGGACGGAGAAGAAUAAACCUUUCUCCCACGCUUCGGGAUAUUGCAUGACACUUGGGAAGGAUAAUGCUGAGCAGUUCGUGUCGUACACACCUCUGCAGCGCUUGGUAUACACGCCGUACAGCAAAGAGGAGGAGGCGAAGUUUUUCUCGCUUAAUAUGCAACACGAAGACAUGAUGGUGGGGUAUGUGCUGCACAAAGUAAUGGGCAAUAAUAUUACCUUUGUAAGUGAACCGCCCUGUCGGUUUCAUGACAUACGAGGAUACUACGGCCGAAAUGUAACGUCGAGUUCUGUUGUAAUGCACCAUAUCAAAGAGAAAGACUAUGAGAAGUUGAUGAAUAUUUUUGGGAACGAUACGGCUCCUCCUGCAAAGGCUUACAAGGUAAUCAAUAAUCGCAUCGAGUUUGAAUGCUAA
Molecule: messenger RNA, 1128 nt
Organism: Trypanosoma theileri
Lineage: Eukaryota; Euglenozoa; Kinetoplastea; Trypanosomatida; Trypanosomatidae
Product: UDP-Gal or UDP-GlcNAc-dependent glycosyltransferase
Exons: 1
Coding region: 1-1128 (375 amino acids)
Cellular component (GO): membrane
Molecular function (GO): hexosyltransferase activity
Source: RefSeq, a predicted model, not a curated record